AUGCGUGAGAAAAAGCGAAGUGACGAGUAUGAUCAACGAGAAAUAUCAGUUGAUAAAGAAGCGGAUAUUCUGCGGCAAGCUGUUGAGUCCGAGUAUACAACUUUAUAUCGUCAAAUACAUAAAACGGCACAAAAAACCGCUCGUCGUAUCCUUCGACAUGUAGUUCAACCACCUGCACCACAAGCAUUAACUAUUUCUAUUCCUACAUUAACGAAUGAAUUAAAUAGCGAUACAGAUGAUAACGACACUACUGUUUCAGUGACAGUAGCAGAUGGUACAAAUAAAAAUCCACACAAGGAUUCAACUAUUCCAAUAGUUAUGCCAACACUUCCUGUCGUUCGAGAAUUGAUCUCGUAUGUGCCAACAACAAGAAAUCUUGCAACACGCGGUCAUCUUAUCGGUAUACCAUACUUGGGAGAUAAAUUUGAUGCUGAAGAUCAACGAUUAAUCAAUUCGAUUUCGAUCGAACCAUCCAAAUCACAGAAGUUAACACGAAAAAAAAAACUCGAUGAACAAUCAUUAGAAGCUUUGUAUCGGUCACUUCGCUCGAAUCAUCUAUGGAAUAAUUGUUCGAAUGAACAACUUAUUGAUGCAAUACUUUAUUAUCAUCGUGACUCAACACCGCGAGCCAAACUUUUGGCACUAGCCAGUGAACAUGACUGUUGCCUCAAUGAAAAACAACGAAAUCAUACGAAUAUUGAUCAAGAUGAUACGCUAGAUAUGGACACUGAUGAACUUGUCAUCAAACCGUGGUGCUCUCGAUUUUGUCCACGAUGUUAUACUUAUAACUGUUUACUACAUAAGGAAGGCCCAACGCAUUUACCAUUACCAAAAAAGUUCUCUCUUACGUUCGACAACCAAACAGAACCUUGCGGUUUGACAUGCUAUAAACAUCAACGUGAACAUCUCAAACGGCCGCUGUCGCCAUCAUCUUCCCCAACCGAGUCGACAACGUCACCUGAUAAUAAUAAUAAGAAACGUCAACGGCGAAGUUCUUCCAAUCAAACCUCUGUAAUGUCAGAUGAAAAUCUUCACAAUGAAAAUCCUCUCGAUAUAAACGUCCGAUCGACUGAUAUCCAAAAACGAAUCUCAUCACAUUAUUUAACACGAAUUGAAAAUCAGAUGGAUAAUCAACUGCUUCCAGCGAUAUCCGUCGAGAACAACUGGACACUAACUGAUCAAAGUUUAUUUCGUUUAUUUUAUUUUCUCUUCGACGGUGAUUUAUGUUUAUUAAAAUACAUGUUUCAAAGCAAUCACACAUGUCAGCAAUUGUAUGAAGAAUUUAUUCGCGAUUCCAAAUAUUUUUCCGAACGCAUAUCAUCAACAGAUGGUUCACCCUGUUUAAUACGUCUUCCAUAUCGACGACGUAUGCCAGAAGGCACUACGCGUGCCUUUCUUCUCUAUAUCAAACGAACUCUCAAUCGACCCAAUGAUAAUCACAAUCAAAAGAAUACGGCAACAACUCUGAAACCAUCGUAUCAACCUUGUUUACAUGAUGGUCCAUGUACGGUCGACAAUCCUCAAUGUUGUUGCAUGAAAAUGGGCACAUUUUGUGAAAAAUUUUGCAAUUGUGCUAGUGAUUGUCCACAUCGAUUUCCUGGCUGUGCUUGCAAAGGAUCGUGUCUAUUUAAUAGCUGUUUAUGUAGUGCUGAAGGACGUGAAUGUGAUCCUGAUUUAUGUCAUAAUUGUGGAGCAUCAUUAUUUUUCAAUGUAGUAAGUCCUCCGAUCAAACUGGAAGCCGAUGCGUCUCCAUCAGUAUCGGAAACAACAGAAGAAAAGUCUUAUUCAAAAGCAUCUGUUCGAAAUGUUCGAUCACGAACUCUUUGUAAUUUACCAGCUCGAUCACAAACUCUCCGAUCGUGUCGUAACAAUGAGACAACGUAUAGAACAAUUUCGAAACAAAGACGACGCGCCAAUUCUCGAGCAUCGCUAAAUUCUCUUCCAACUCCAUCAUUACCAACGAUUUCAUGUGCAAAUAUAUCUUUACAACGAAAAAUUCAUAAACAAAUUCUUGUUGCUGAAUCCGAUAUUGCUGGAUAUGGAGCAUUUCUCGGCUCACCAGUUGCCUAUCCUGGUGAACUAAUCGCUGAGUAUACAGGCGAGAUCAUCUCAGAGGAAGAAGCCGAUCGACGUGGUCGACUUUACGACAAACGCGCAUGUUCUUAUUUAUUUAAUCUCGAUAUGCAACAUUGUAUUGAUGCUCGACAAUUUGGCAAUAAAUUACGAUUUGCGAAUCAUUCUUCGAAACCGAAUUGUGUACCCAAGAUUAAACUAGUCAAUGGUAAUUCUUAUUCAUCGGCUGAGAACAUGUUUUGUAAAACUUCUUUUCCAGGCGACUAUCGGAUAGGUAUCUACGCAAAAGAAGUGAUUUUUCAAGGCGAUGAAUUAUUUUUCGAAUACAUGUAUGACGCUCAUCAACGUCAACAAUUCAUCAAUAACGAACGAGUUGAUGAAGCCGAACAAGAGAAUGUCACAGUUUUAACACGAUAUGCGGAUAAUUUUAUGCUAGUCCAACCAUCAAUUGAUUGA
Adineta ricciae is the source of this 2529-nucleotide messenger RNA. Lineage: Eukaryota; Metazoa; Rotifera; Eurotatoria; Adinetida; Adinetidae. The record is from the annotation of a GenBank genome assembly.